Choloepus didactylus (southern two-toed sloth) is the source of this 1787-nucleotide messenger RNA. It is a transcript of the gene DUSP19, whose product is annotated as dual specificity phosphatase 19. Gene Ontology annotation, biological process: regulation of MAP kinase activity; protein dephosphorylation. The transcript is spliced from 4 exons. Gene Ontology annotation, molecular function: JUN kinase phosphatase activity. NCBI's taxonomy places the organism in Eukaryota, Metazoa, Chordata, Mammalia, Pilosa, Megalonychidae. Bases 166 to 831 code for a protein of 221 amino acids. The record is from RefSeq and is a predicted model, not a curated record. Gene Ontology annotation, cellular component: cytoplasm.
CUCAAGCUGGACCUUUCUAUUUCCCCGCGGGUGGCUGCUGCAGUAACUUGAAGAGGAGAGCACCCAUGGGACUGUAUUUGUUACCUGAGCAAUAAGAAACGAGCAGGUUAGCCUCUCUGUGCUUGCUAGAUUUGCUUGUAUUCGUUUCUAGCUAUUGCUCAUGUAAUGCACUCCCUUAACCAGGAAAUUAAAGCAUUCUCCCGGAAUAAUCUCAGGAAGCAAUGCACCAGGGUGACAACGCUAACUGGAAAGAAAAUUAUAGAAACAUGGAAAGAUGCCAGAAUUCAUGUUGUGGAAGAAGUAGAGCCGAACAGUGAGGGUGAUUGUGGUUAUGUGCAGGACCUUAGCUUGGACUUGCAAGUUGGCGUAAUUAAGCCAUGGUUGCUCCUGGGGUCACAAGAUGCUGCUCAUGAUCUGGAUACACUAAAAAAGCACAAGGUGACUCAUAUUCUCAAUGUCGCAUAUGGAGUUGAAAAUGCUUUCCUCAGUGAUUUUACAUAUAAGAGUAUUUCUAUAUUGGAUGUGCCAGACACCAAUAUCCUAUCUUAUUUUCCAGAAUGUUUUGAAUUUAUUGAACAAGCAAAAAUGAAGGACGGAGUGGUUCUUGUUCAUUGUAAUGCAGGAAUUUCCAGGGCUGCUGCAGUUGUAAUUGGCUUCCUGAUGAAUUCUGAAGAAAUCUCAUUUAACAGUGCUCACUCUUUGGUGAAAAAUGCAAGGCCUUCCAUAUGUCCAAAUGCUGGCUUCAUGGAGCAGCUUCGUGCAUAUCAACAGAGCAAAGAAAGUAAAAAGUGUGACAAAAUACAGGAAUUAAAAGGCGACAGCAGUUCAUGAGCUUCAUUCUAGCAGAUGAAGGACAACUGCAAUUUUUGAAUUGGCCUCUAUACUUACCUUUUCCCUUAUUUGGAAAGUAAACUAGUAAAAACUUCUCCUUUUUCAAGUGGAAAAGGAGGUCAUUUUGAGUGUCUUGAGUUAGUAUGUAAAUGAAUUUUUGAAUUAUAUUACUUUUUCUUUAUAUUAUACUUAGUGAUUAAAUGCUUCUUUGAAUUGUUAAGGGAAAAUAAUAAUGUAUUACCAAUCAGUGAUUUCAGUAGAAGAAAAAAGUUUAGAUUUAGAUUCUGUGUUAGAGCAUGGGAAGAAUAAAUUAGUGUAUGAAGCCUUUUAGUAUUUUUUCUAUUCCAGCAACUGUUUUUAUGAAAGAAAAAAAUCUGAAGUGCUACUUGAUUUACUAUUUUAGAGGGAGGUAAAUUUCUUUGCAAAGAAUCUUUUUAGGAUUAAAAAUGAAUAACAUAAACCUCACCAAAGAGAUAAUGAUAUUCUGAAGUUUUCCACUAUAUUUAUAUUGUGGUUAUAAUAUUCACAAAAUUUUUAUAUCCUCUUGUGAAAACUUACUUUUCAUUUUUUAAUUUAAUUGUGUCUCCUGCAUCCCCCCACCCCCCAACUUUUAAAAAUGUAUAUAUAGAUGCUCUCUCUUACAUUAUUGUGAGUUUAUAGUUCUUGUGAGAUUAGGUUAUCUAGUCUCUGACUUUGUGUGCUUCUGUUCCUUACAUCCUGCUUUUGGGUAUGAUGUCAUAAUGUUUGGUCUCCUUGGAUAUGUGGGAAAAUAUUUCAUUCUGAAAGAUCAUUUUUUUAGAAAUGAUUUGUUGAAUCAAAUAAAGUGAUUGGUUUUCUGUUUCAAUACUCUUCUCUACUAGAGAACAUUUUUUUUUAGGGAAAAAAGUUAUAAUUUCAUCAGAAAUUUAAAAUAAGAUGUUUGGAGACCUAAUAUCAUUUAUAAUUCCAUUUCUGGC